AUGUAUUUUGUUGUCGUUGGUUCGUCUCAUACCUCAAAUGAGUUGGAUGGUAUGAAGAUAAACAAACCCUGGCCUGUAAAUAAAUACGCUCUUCCGCCCGGGACGAUAGCAUAUUAUUUGUGGCCAUCGAAAAUAAUGGUCUCCUGGGCACUUAUUUUCACGCUGGUGCUGCUUCACCUGACCCAACUGAGGGGGAAGAAAUACUACAAUGAUUGCUGUGAGUCCAAAAACAUUAAGAUUUUCUUACUUGGUUUUCAUUUUUCCAUGUAUGAUUUGAUUAACGAGAAUUUCUGCUCUGUUGAUAAGCUAAACCGUCGUACAGGUUGCAUUUAU
Dicrocoelium dendriticum is the source of this 333-nucleotide messenger RNA. The record is from the annotation of a GenBank genome assembly. Lineage: Eukaryota; Metazoa; Platyhelminthes; Trematoda; Plagiorchiida; Dicrocoeliidae.